UGUCAAUAUGGUAAAAUUUGUUUGCGAAUAUUGGGAAUAAAAUGCUGUUUUUCGUGCUUUCUUGAACGAGUAAUUUUUUCAACAUAUACCUAAUUAGAUAAAGCAACAUCUGUACUAUCACAAUGACAAUGUCGACGUGUAUGGAGAAUUACCAAGCGGCCAUGUCGGAGCUCCAGGCCACCCUCGAGUUCCAGGUGGAGCUGCACAAGUUCUACAAUGUGGACCUCUUCCAAAGGGGGUAUUACCAGAUCCGUACAUCAUUGCGCGUCCCUCCAAAGGCCCCUGUUAAGAUGGAAGUCAGUCUGCCAAAAAACUCGAACUGUGAUCUUGUGUUCCCGGCGUGCAUCAUGAAUGGCGUGGCCGUCAGUAAGACAUUUGAGAUUCUGUACCGCAAUGAAGACGUGAUUGUGAAUGACAUCGUCACAUUCCGUGUACACAUGUUGGUUGACAGUCAGAAGAUUGAGCAAGAUAUUGAGAAAGCAGACUUGCAGCUUGUAAUGGAGUUAUGGUUUACAGAUGAAGAUUAUGGAUGGAUAUCAAGUUGGCGGGACUCAAUAUCAAAUGAUAUUUGUAUCGACAAUCAAGACAAGAUCCAGAUGGUGAGCCAGAAGGUGUUAAAGCUGCAUUUCGUGCCGAGUAAAGGCAUCCACCACCACGUGCCUGUCAUAUUUGACUACUUUCAUCUGUGUGUCAUUUGUACGACCGUUCAUGGAACGUUGGUUGCUCUUCAUCAGCCUUAUAUCAGAGAUAGCUCUCCUCAUUUUUGGAAGGGACAUCGUUUUCAGAAACAACGUUUGCCAAAGCUUCCGAAAUCUGGAUGGAACAAAAAUCAAGAGCCCUCAACACUUGAGAGUGUCUUGUUUGGGCCAAGACCAUUGGCUGCAUCCCCGAAGUAUGCAGUCAUGUUACGACUGAAGGGUGCGUGUAAAGUCUUACGGGAGAUUUGCCAUGUUCUGUUAUCAGCGUAUGAGAGUCUGCAGGCAUCCUAUCAGGAUCUGGUUAAGCUCCUGCCUUCACAAAUGGGCCAGAGACUACAAAUUGAAUCUGCUGACUGCCAUAAACGUCUGGAGUCCAUCGCAGAAGUGAUUGAGACGUUUGAUGAUGAAGAAGACAUGCUCCAGACAGCUAAUACAAAUGUUGCUCAACUCUGCGCGGAGAAUCUUAUCCUGUGGAGCCAGUAUUUGGAGAUGGUCACGCUGAAUGAGAAGAUUACGUUCUCAUUGGCCAAGGAACAUCACCUGACCAGGUGUAAAAGAUUUGCUGAAGCAUUCUUCACCAUGGAACACUCCAAGCAUAGCAUGCUAUCCUGCUAUGAGCCCAGUAUGCAUGGUCACAUCGAUCUCAACACAAUAGUCAAGAACUCAAUCUACUUCCAAACUUUGCCACCCCUACCGGUCGAAUGUCUGGAGGUUGAUGGUGAUAGUACAACGCUACCCGUCAUAUUUGAGGAUGUUUAUUCAGAUCUGUUUCACCUUUCAGACCAAAUGACAACAGACAUCGAUGACAUUGGCUUGACAGUUCAAGACAUCCAGCUUGACCGUACAGAAUCCAUGUCAUCAAACCAGAGCAGCUCAUACAGUGAAACAUCAGAAAAAAGCAAAUCCAAGGCAAAGAAGUUUAUCAAAAACAUCAAACCAGAGACAUUGAAAAGACCAUCACAUAGUUUUCAAAAUGAAGUUGCUGGUGCAAAGGUGAAGCAUGAUGCAACUUUGGUCGGUUAUAAGAAACUUUCCUUGGAUGGUCCAAAUGUGGAGCCAGUUGUGGCACUUGGGACACUCAGUCCAAAUGGUGCAAACUUAGAGGAGCAGAAACAGAAACUGAUGAUGAAUGCCGCAUCAAUGCCUUCAUUGUUCAAUAGUCCUCAUUCUAAACUCAAAACAGGAUCCAUGCCUGACUUGUCUUUCUCACGUGGUGGAUCAUCGCCAGGUUCGGCACGCCUUCGAGCGGAAACAGGAUCUCUUUGUGAAUCCGACUCUGAUAUUUCCUCGAGAUCAUCGAGUAUACGAGGACCAAUCCGGUCUUUGACUCUGCCAGAGACCAACGAUGGUGAGAACGAUUUGCCAAAAUCUGACAGUCGAGUGACUUUCAAUGAAGCAGACGUGAUAAUAAAUGGAAUAGAGAUGGAUCCAGAAGAUGUGCGAGAAUCGACUCCGGUCGAAAGGUUAUCGGAGCAAGAUGGUGGUGAUACCUCUCAUGGUGUUAGUGAUGCUGACAAUGUGUCUUCUUCAGAUUGUGUAGAGGGAGCUGAGAAAUCAGAUUAUGAUGUGUUAGCAGACAGUAUAUCUCAGGCUCUUGGGGAGAAAGAGCAGGUGACAGCUGACUCUGGUGCCAGUACGCAGUCUAGUGAGAUUAGAAACACUACUGAUGUGUCAAGGACUUGUGCUGAUAAAAGGACUUCUGAAUCUCGGAAAGACUCUGGUAUUGAGGAAUGUUCUGGUGCUACUGGUUCAACUUGCUCAAACACGCAUAAUCCUCUCAAGCAUCACCUGAGUGAUGCGUCUGCCUCAUCAUCAUUCGGUGAUGAAGAGAGUGAAUAUACAAUACUAGAAUUGUUAAAAAAGGAUUACAAACAUUCGCAAAAGAAUAAGAAGGAUAGCCCGGCACAUCGGCAUGGCCUCCCUAGUGCGAGUAGUGUUGAUGACCUUCAGAAGGAUAGUGCCUUGGGAUCAAGUACCGAGAGCAAAAUCUCUGGUGGUUCAAGGCCAAGUUCCAUGGUGGUCUCGGCGUCCAGUCCAGAGCUUUCCGCCAUGGCCCAGUAUGAUGGACAACAGAGGCUGGUCUCUAUUGUGGCUGACCAAACAAUCAGUUUUGUCACUGCCAAAGAAGACUUGAAAAGAAUGCUGAGAUCAGGGUAUCAUGGUAACUUGUACAGCGACUUUCCCAACCUGCCGUCCAAUAUUCCAUAUUUCUGGCCUCCAUCAUCUACAUAUGAUGACGACCUUCACCUCAUCAUCUGUGUCCAUGGUCUUGAUGGUAACAGCGCAGAUCUACGGUUGGUGCGGACAUAUAUUGAGCUUGCCAUGCCAGGAGCCAAGAUUGACUUCCUCAUGUCGGAGAGGAAUCAACCAGAUACUUUUGCCGACUUCUCUGUGAUGACAGAUCGACUUGUUGAAGAGAUUCUCUACUAUAUCAACAUGUACUCACUCAAUCCUGCCAGAAUCAGUUUCAUUGGUCAUUCCCUUGGUAACCUGAUCAUCAGAUCAGCCCUCGCACGGCCAGAACUUGCUCACUUGAUGCCCAAGAUGCAUACCUUCCUCUCCCUGUCAGGACCCCACUUGGGAACUCUCUACAAUAACAGUGGACUUGUCAAUAUGGGCAUGUGGUUUAUGCAGAAGUGGAAGAAGUCUGGCUCUUUACUGCAGCUUUCCCUAAAGGACCAUUCAGAUCUUCGUCAAACAUUCCUCUACAAACUCAGCCAGAAGUCAGGUCUUGAAAACUUCAAAAAUGUUCUUGUGGUAGCUUCAACUCAGGAUCGUUAUGUGCCAUAUCAUUCAGCUAGAAUAGAGAUCUGCAAGUCGGCUGUUAAAGAUAGUUCAAACACUGGUCAGAUCUACCUGGAGAUGGUGAACAACCUGCUCCAGCCAAUCUUGACCAAACCCGAUGUCACAUUUGUCCGCUACGAUGUGUUCCAUGCCUUGCCCAAUACUGCCAAUAGUCUCAUUGGACGCGCUGCACACAUUGCCGUGCUCGACUCUGAACUAUUCCUGGAGAAAUUCUUCACAGUGAAUGUACUGAAAUAUUUCAAAUUCAAGUGAAGAUGUAUGUACUGAUUACUGCAGCUUAAUGAGGUGACCGGGUGAUUCAGAAUGCAAAUAAAGGGGUCUAGUUCAGGGCGUUAUUAAUUAAAGGUCACAAACAGCUAAUGUUAAGAUUUUCUGCUGGUUUACAGAAAACAUUGACCAGAGUGGUAGUUUUCAUGACUACUGACGAUCUAAACCUUAUGAUAUUGUGCUAAAUGAUCUGAACAUUUCCAUUGUGUCACAACACAGUUUGUCAAAGCAUGGUACCCAUGUCUUUCAUGUUAUUGCUUCAUUAGUUAAUUACACAGAUUAUAUUAGGUCUAUGUUGAUGUACAUUUAGUUGUUUUUGUUCACCCUUUGAUUAUGUAAUAAUUGGUAAAUAUAACAUUGACAUGUUGCCGACUAUAUAGGUUUAUGAAAUAGGUAAUAGUAAUACAUAUCAGAGGGAUGUACUUCUGAUGAUUUAUACCUCAGCAUGAAAAAAUAACACAACAGGGAAUGUACUGUCAUAAGUGUAAUCAAGUGGAUUACUAAUGUCACCUAAAGUUGUUAGCUAUUCACUAAAGUAUGGUAUUGUACAGUAAUGAACAAAGGGAUGCAUGCAACAAUGUUCGUUACUGUUCUGUCAUGAAUAUCCAACAACUAUACCACAGCACAAUACUUGACGACUGUGUAGGUGCUUCUAAUCAAGGAGUUGCAAACUGUAAAAUGUGCACGUACAAGUCUGCUUGGUGAAUGGUAUUUGGGAAGGUACAGUCCCAUGAUUCAAUGCAACAAAUAGCAUACAGUGUUCGUGUAGUCCUGUGCACAAACGUGCUGUGUCUGCAGGUUAUAUCUGCAAAGUGAUACUGUAAUAUGCUACUGAUACAUUUAAUGGAAGUAAUUCUUCAUUCAGUUGUUGAUAAAUCUUGGAGAAACUUUUAAUCCUGUCUGCAUUAAAUCCGCAGAUUUUACAUGUUACAGUACAUGUAUAUACCCACUAUUUCAUUUCUCUUACUGCACAGUCAUGUGGUGCCAUAAAGGUCAGCAAGUGGAUUAUUUUGGUGAAUAAGAAAGUGUUAAAAGUAUGCAUAGAGCACCUUUAUAGUGCAUAUUUUUGUAUUGGUUAAAUGAUAUUGUAUGACAUUGUAUAUGGGAUAUAAUUGUUGAUCAAGACACAGUAUACAUUGUAUGUAUAUUGAUCAUAAAAAUAAAGUAUAUGUGCUGUUAUAAAGCUCGGCUGAGGGUCUGGUGUUGGUGAUACGGGGACACUUAGGGAAUAUUUUGGGAGUUCAGAGAGCCAUACCCAUGAGAUGAAAUAAUAUCAUCACCAUGGGACCAUCCUAUCUAAGACAGAGAGAAAUAAGACCAAAAAUAGGGGCAUUUGUGUUGUAUGAGCUUCUGCUCGUUAAUGAAGGUCCUUUGUUAACAUGACUUUGUUAUGUAAAUAAAAUGUUAUAAUUUUGGUGAACUCCAUGGUUAUCUGCACCUCAUUAUGUCAAACCAAGAAUUCAUAAAACAAUUCUUGGUCAAACUGACCAAUAAAUAAUAGAAACACUGAA
Molecule: messenger RNA, 5281 nt
Organism: Lineus longissimus
Lineage: Eukaryota; Metazoa; Nemertea; Pilidiophora; Heteronemertea; Lineidae
Product: protein FAM135A-like
Exons: 21
Coding region: 123-3755 (1210 amino acids)
Source: RefSeq, a predicted model, not a curated record